ACACCAUGAAGCACUCCUUGUCCAUGCCGUGUCACCCCACAAGCGUCGUUGGUGGCCGAGUGUUGCUUGCGGGCAGCUCAGGUCACUCGGCAAACCACAUGUUGACCGAGGAUCACCCUUUCGGCGGAGGCGUCACCCCUGUGGCGCCUGGGACCCCCACAUCUGUACGGAGGUAUCCGUAGUUACAUCCAAAGCUCUCAUCACCAACCACCAUAUCUGGUGGGCUACGUAAAAAGACACAACUCACCAAGGACCGUGUCAAGUCCUGCC
Messenger RNA from Thermothielavioides terrestris NRRL 8126, 270 nucleotides. RefSeq lists its product as uncharacterized. The transcript has a single exon. The coding region runs from base 6 to 182 and encodes 58 amino acids. The record is from RefSeq and is a predicted model, not a curated record. NCBI's taxonomy places the organism in Eukaryota, Fungi, Ascomycota, Sordariomycetes, Sordariales, Chaetomiaceae.